Molecule: messenger RNA, 1751 nt
Organism: Harpegnathos saltator (Jerdon's jumping ant)
Lineage: Eukaryota; Metazoa; Arthropoda; Insecta; Hymenoptera; Formicidae
Gene: Snx16
Product: sorting nexin 16
Exons: 5
Coding region: 366-1112 (248 amino acids)
Biological process (GO): early endosome to late endosome transport; endosome to lysosome transport; protein targeting to lysosome
Cellular component (GO): early endosome; late endosome
Molecular function (GO): phosphatidylinositol binding
Source: RefSeq, a predicted model, not a curated record
UAACCAAUGGAAUAUUCUUUGUUGGAAAGUAUCCUUUGCAUUGUGUUACACUUUGAACGAAGUAGAUAUAUUUGAUGCUUGGUAAGAGUGAAAAGGAGAGAGAAAAAUUGCGAGAAAGUACAGAAGGUGUAAACAGUGGAACUAUAAACAGACGUAUUCAUUUUAUGAAUUAUUUGCAAACUUUCAAUAUGUCAAGUAAACACAAGGGUGUUUUUUUAAUUAUGUGAUUUCAUGAUGCGUAUAUAGUAUUUUUUAAAGAACAGCGAUCGUGGUAUGCAUUAUGGAUUGUGUUAAAAUAAUAAAAGUGCAAUAACCAUUGAUUGGAUACUUUAUAUCUAUUAAUAACUGAGUUUGUUGGAGUUAAAAUGUCCAAUUCAGAAACUGGUAUGGGAUGUAUUAGCGAGGUAACACUUGCAAUUAGUAAAGCUAGAAGUUCUCAAGCAGGUACAGUGAGAGUCCUCGAUAGUCCAGACUCUGAUGGAUCCGGCCGCUCAAAUUCAUUUACCAUACAACAGUUUGAUUAUCCUAACGAUAAUAAUGCCAACUCAAAUAUUUUACAAUCACCUCUCACCAAUGAAGACUUGAGAAUACCUAUUGUCGGCUAUGAAAUUAUGGAAGAGAGAGCUAGAUUUACGGUUUACAAGCUUCGAGUUGAAUUGAAAAAUGGUGAUUGUUGGUUCGUGUUUAGAAGAUACACAGACUUUGUUCGAUUAUUAGCUCAAUUAAGAAGGCAAAAACUUCCUAUUGCCCAUCUGUCAUUACCAAGGAAAAAAUGGCUCGGUGACAAUUUUGCGCCAAGUUUUUUAGAACAAAGAAUACUUGGACUUCAGACAUUUGUUAACGGUAUAUUAAGUAGCCCCAUCCUCAUAGGUGUCUCGUGUGUGAGGGAGUUUUUUUGUUUGGAUGAACCUCCUGUAUUAUCUGACACAGCAGAGGAAUCUAGAGCAAUAUUUGAAGCAUUAGAAGAUACGAUAUAUCAUUUGAGGCAGCAAUUGAGGGAGCGCGAUACUGCACUUGCAUCUGAGAAAGCUCUGUGUAAUGAAUUCCGCAAAAAGCUUCAUCGCAUACUGAGCGAAAGACAGAUCUGUUCGAAAUGUGGUGCAUCCCCCUAAUAAUAAUUUUACAAUUUAAAUUAAACCUGAUAUUAGAUCGAAUAAAAGUUACUUACAGUUAUAUAUUAUUUACAAUGUAUAAAACGAUGUUACAUUAUGAAAAGACAUAUUUUCUAGAAAGAUGUUUGUUAUAUAAGAUAUUCUAAAAAAAGGUGAUAUUUUAUGGACAGAUAAGAUAUUAAAUAUCAUGUUGGCAUAACUUUUUACAGUGAGACAGUAAGCUAUGUUAAAAUUUUAUUAUUCUAGGAUUUUAACUUUCGACGAAACAUAUUUGGCAACAUUUUUUCAUAAUUUACACGGCAUAUUACUAACGGCAUCUUUCCUAAAUUUACAUGCCUUAUAUAGACUUUCUUCUGUACAUAAUGAUAUUUACAAUUUACAUGUCGGAAGUGCUCUUAUAUCAAAGAAAGAAAGUAGCGUCAGUUAAUUUAAUAUGUGAACUUUUUAUAUAUGGGACGAUAUUUUUGUUACAUAAUUUUCGAUAUUUAUAAUAAUCUCACGUGAAAUAAUUCACCGUUAAGCUUAUAAAAGUAUAAGCAUAAAUUGAAAAAAGUAUCGAAAGAAACAGAACAUAAAGGUUGUACGGACUAAGAUUUUACUUUUUACAAGCCAUUUAGCAUUUUGGAUAUGAAAUAUUAU